Messenger RNA from Paraglomus brasilianum, 234 nucleotides. The record is from the annotation of a GenBank genome assembly. NCBI's taxonomy places the organism in Eukaryota, Fungi, Glomeromycota, Glomeromycetes, Paraglomerales, Paraglomeraceae.
AUGCCAACUAGUCCAAAGAGACGCAGGCAGGUGCGGUAUGAAGUACGAAAUAAAUUUCGCAUAGGCAUAUCCAAUGCUAUUGCAGGCAAACAAACUACACUGAAUUGGAACCAGCUGUCCAAGAAUUUGGGAUAUAUCUGGGCAUCGCUAACACCAGAGCAGCGCCAUUCGUGUGGAUGGACGUAUAAAGAACUGCUAUUGAGUAUUGCUGAAGAUAUCGACAACGCGAAUUAA